AUGGGCCCAUUCAGGCAGGAGAUCCUCGCCUUUGUCAACAAGGAGGGCCCGAAUUUCAGGCUCCAACAGCACUGCCCCAACCCUUUUCCACGCGUCAAUCUGCUUCUGUGCCCGAGUCUCUGCCUGACUGCCCUCGGGGCUCCUGCUUAUGAUGCGGUAGAGGGAAUCCGUCUUUCUGUGAAGCUGGAUGAUGAUGUCGCGAGUGCUGGUUCGACUGAUCCUUUGGAUGCAUUCGCCCUCCCAUCGCCAGACGGCCAUAUCAGGAAGCGAUUUCCAAGAGAUGAGAAGCCACAGCGCGAGAAUAGCACAUCUCAUUUCUCUCGGAACGACUCAUGCCAAGACUACGGCAGCUCACAGAGCAGUGGAGGCAACUUCCAGGAUGCCAGUCGGGACGAGUCGAAGCACAACGAGAACACCUCGCUGCGCACCGAAAAAGAGUCCUCCCCCAAGCCCAAUACCCCCAGCCACGCGACUCCAUCCCCAUCUCACAACUACGAUAACUCAUACAGCCACGGGGAUGACCUUGACCCAGCUGAGAACUCCUCUCGUCACAAUGAAAACCCCCCUCGACAGAACGAGAGGUUGCCUGACCACAACGAGACUUGCUCGCAACACCAGGGUGACGGAUUGCCAACUUCAUUCCAGCCCAGGCAACCUAAGGGUUGA
This is a messenger RNA of Fusarium vanettenii 77-13-4, 666 nucleotides long. RefSeq lists its product as uncharacterized. The record is from RefSeq and is a predicted model, not a curated record. Lineage: Eukaryota; Fungi; Ascomycota; Sordariomycetes; Hypocreales; Nectriaceae. Bases 1 to 666 code for a protein of 221 amino acids. The transcript has 3 exons.